Molecule: messenger RNA, 2701 nt
Organism: Chilo suppressalis (striped riceborer)
Lineage: Eukaryota; Metazoa; Arthropoda; Insecta; Lepidoptera; Crambidae
Source: the annotation of a GenBank genome assembly
UGCUGUACAACUUGCGUGGUAAAUUUUUGCGACGCCAGAACCUGAAAUCUGUGAGUGAGCUCCGUGGUGAAAAUGACUGAGCCGAUCCCCAAGCUUGAAUCAGGCGUACGAAACAGAAUAACGCGAUACCUACAUACUGGCAAUGAAGUUCCUAAGUAUUUUCCUGGCUGCUGGACUUCUCACAAGUACUUCGAAGUUGAUAGAUUGACAGCUCUCAACGAUGUACUGGCAAAUGGAAUGAAAAACGUUGAAGUAGUCAAUAUUAUUUUGAAGGCUUAUAAAGAUGGAUGGUACACUCGAUUUGAGACCAUUGCAUUUGCCCUGUGCAAGUGCUUAUUACUGGGUUCCCCGGCAGUGAAGGAAGCUACUUAUAAAGCAGCUGCUGAAGUUUGCCGCACUCCAGAACAGAUGAUGUUGUUUAAUAAGUUUACUAGGCUGCUGAAAACAGGAAAUGGUCGUGGAUGGUGCAAACAUGUGAAGGAGUGGUACACUCAAAGGGAACCCAUGGAAUUAGCCAAGGAAAUGAGUAGGGUGAAGGCACGUCAUGGUCGUUCUCACAAGACUCUUAUUCGAAAAUCUCAUCUCAAAAUUGAUGCUAAUGACUAUGCUCGAGAUGCUGUUAUCAAGUAUGCCAUAUUUGGCUUGAAGAGAGCAAAGCAGCUACUAGGAGACAAGCCCGAAACUAAAGAGGUGUUUGAGUACAUUCAGAAAGUAGAAGACCUGCGCCAUUGCGAAGAUCCGGUUGCGGCUGCUUCCAUUGCUGCUGAUAAUCAUUUUACACUUGAUCAUGUGCCGGGACAUCUGCUCACAUCUCAAGAUGUGUGGAAUGCCAUUUUGCCACAAUUCAAUCUUGAGGAGCUCCUGCAUCAUAUUCAACGCAUCCACAACAUGGGCUUUCUUACUAGUGACUCCACUACUACAGCUAUUCUUAUUUCCCUGCUUAACAACCAGGAUAUCAUUAAAAAGUCAAAAGUGACUCCUCUCACGGUCUACAUUACACUGUGCAACUACAAAAAGAAGAGCAGGCCUCUGAAGCACGAGAAAGCCAAAGUAGCUGCUGAGAAGGAGCAGCGUCGCCGCGCGCGCCAAAUGUUCGACGCUACUACUGGACUUUGGGAGUGGAUCGUCACAAGGAGGCACCCGAAAGAAGUCAAGCAUUGGGGCAUAGACCAACCUCCGAACCCUGCUGUGUUGGCAGCUUUGAACAAGCUCAUUGACCAAACGUGGUUGCUGACGCCGCCCACUAAAGUGCGCUACAUGAUCACCUUGGACAUGAGACACCAUAUGUUUAAAGGUCGUCAUUUCUGCAAGACAUACGUAGUGCCUAAAAAGGGUAAGAAGGCUACAGCUACGACCACAAAGCCUCCUACCAGUGGAGGGGGCGACGCGGAAACCGAGAAGAAGAGCAAGAAGCACUUGUACGCCGAAUGCUUCUACAAUAAACACGUCACACCUGGACAUGCAGCGAUCAUUCUAGCUUUGCAAAUCCUAAAGCGUGAGAAAAAUGUCAAACUUGCUGUCUUCACCGAGGAGGGUAUCCAGAUAGUUUCAAUUGAACGCAACUUUAGCAACAUUGAAGAAGCAGAAUUUGUUUUGAGGAAAGCGAACGUCGGUCGCGUGCAGCUCGACGCCCCCAUAGAAUGGGCGAGCAAGAACAACCACAAAGUGGACGUCUUUAUUAACAUGGUGGAUCGCCCCACUCGCUUCAUGGAGUUAGAGCAGAACAAACGCGGUGGACGCGGACCCGGAGGAAGAUAUGGACCGCCGCCUGCUAACGAAGAAUUGCCUGAUCAUUGUCCCGUGCGAGCGUUGGAACGAUACAGGCAGAAGGCUAAACUACCCAACACCAAGUUGAUCACGAUGUCUUUAGCGUCGCAUCGCGUUGGAACUACGGAUGGAACACACGAAGGUGUUCUGGACAUCAUCGGAGUAGACGAGCACGUGCCCAAAAUAAUGGACGCGUUCGCCCUCGGCCAGUUCAAGUGAACUCAAAACGCCACCCAAGCAAAAACCAUAGAGGAAUAGAGUAGGGAAGAUAUAGACUACUACAAGUGGAAGUGUCCCCCUAAUAGAAAGAGAAAGAAGAUAGGGACCAUUAGCGGUCUCUCAUCUUCUUUCUCUUUAUACUAGAUGGACACUUUUAGAGCCGCCUUCUCCACUCUAUUCUUAUACCUUUAUGGCAAAAUCCCGCAGUCCCUAGGUGUCAAUUCCAAGACCCGAUUCACAGCUUAAGAAAUAUCUGUAGGUAUGUUUAACAUGAGAUCUUUUAAAAUAAAGACUUUGUAAUUGUCUUAUUGAUUGUCCCAAUAACCAGUCCCCAUUAGUUUAUAAAAAAAAAACAACAAGUCAAUAUCAAACAACCAUGUCAAAACUUUCCCAUUCCAACGAAAUCCACAAUACACGGCCGGGCACCGACUUUUUGCAAAAACUGAUCUGUCCCCAAAGUUAAUAAAAAAAGCAAAAUCAAUAUCAAACAACCAAACCAAAAGACCGGAGCCUUUUCGAAAUCCGGAAUUUUUCAAAAUAAGAAGUUUAUCCGUGUUUAGUUGUUUAGGUAUUCUUUUAAAAUAGGGCUUGCUUGCUUAGCAAAUCAAUUUUGAUAAGCAUGUUUAGUAUGUACUACAUAAAUGGGAUAUUGGGAUAGGUCACUAGUUAACUAGUAAAAUAACAAGGCACUUUUAUAUUUUAGAAUAUAUCGUCG